UUUCGAUGACAGGUGCCAUGCACACCUCGGGGCCAAGAGCGACACCUCACAUACAAGCCAGCGUGUCUCCAAAUAUUCUGGGACUUAACACUAUCUCGCCCCACGAAAGUGACGUAAGAACAGGCUCCCUUCCUUGUUAAUGGCCCCGGGGGGGUGGGGUGUUUCAUGCCCUGUGCAACUGAUGCUUUUGUUUCUCUCCCUUCCAUCCCAGAUCAGUCAGUACGUGGUGGGGGGGCAGCUGUCCCCCAGCCUUCAGCCGCAGCCGUCCCCGCUCUUCCCCCCUCCCUCCUGCCACACGCAGCAGAUCUUCACCAUCACGCACAGCACGCAGCAGUGCAAUCCGGUGACCAUCUACAGCACCUCUUACGGCGCCCACCCCCACUUCUCUCAGCCCCGCCUGGCUCCUCAUGUAGCCCAAGAGCUGCACAACAAGCACUACCCCAAACCCAUCUAUUCCUACAGCUGCCUGAUCGCGAUGGCCCUGAAGAACAGCAAGACCGGCAGCCUCCCCGUGAGCGAGAUCUACGGCUUCAUGAAGGAACACUUCCCCUAUUUUAAGACGGCCCCCGACGGCUGGAAGAACUCCGUGCGGCACAACCUGUCCCUGAACAAGUGCUUCGAGAAAGUGGAGAACAAGACGAGCAGCUCCUCGCGCAAGGGCUGCCUCUGGGCCCUCAACCCUGCCAAGAUAGACAAGAUGGAGGAGGAGAUGCAGAAGUGGAAGCGGAAGGACCUGGCUGCCAUUCACAGGAGCAUGGCAAACCCAGAGGAACUGGACAAGCUGAUCACUGACCGCCCUGCCGGCUGCAGGAGGCCCGGAAAGCUGGCGGAGGCCGAAGCGUCCAUGCGCAGCCACGGGGCAGCGCCCGCUCAGGGCCACCUGCUUCAGGUGCAGCCCCAGGCGAUGGGGACGCUCUCCUUGCAGUCCGUCCGGCUUCACCGGCAGAUCCAGCCCCAGGCGUGCUUGGCCCCAGACUCGCCGGCCCCUGCACAGACGCCCCCCCUUCACGCUCUGCCCAGCCUCCACCACAGCCCCCUCCCUCAGCACCUGGUGAGCCGGGGCUCCGAUUUUCUCAACGUGAUGACUGACCUGAACAUGGAGGUGGAUGCCCUCGAUCCCAGCAUUAUGGACUUUGCACUCCAAGGGAACCUUUGGGAGGAGAAGGAGGACGACAGCUUCAACCUGGAGACCUUGGGGGCUUUCAGCAACUCUCCCCUGGCGCUCUCCGACUGUGACCUGGUGCCUUCCAGCCUGCCCCCUGCCCCCAGUGCCAGCAACCACUCCUUUGCAGACUUACAGGUGACGGGUCUCUACACAACCUACGCCACACUGGAUGCCGUCUCCCCCACGCAGUACCGGGGCCCUCAAGGGAACAAACCCAUCGCUCUGCUCUGAAAGCCCCACGACACUUGGACUGGGCCACCUUCUGCUCACAGCCCCCCCCCUCCUCUCCCCUCCCCCACAAAUGAGUGCCAGGCCUUGUGGGGGCCACGCUGACUGUGCCAAGACCGGGCCUCCUCCAUUUUCGGCCCAUCAACUGACGUUGCAAGACCACCUUAUGGUCUCAAGAAUCCUAAACAAAAGCAGACCGCAGGCAUAGGACGAAGCUCACCUUUUAAGGAAUCGGGUGGGAGUGAGCAGCUUUGACAUAGGCCCGAUUUUGUUACCGGACUGGUAGGAAACAUGCAGUU
Ahaetulla prasina is the source of this 1692-nucleotide messenger RNA. It is a transcript of the gene FOXN4, whose product is annotated as forkhead box N4. Gene Ontology annotation, biological process: regulation of transcription by RNA polymerase II. NCBI's taxonomy places the organism in Eukaryota, Metazoa, Chordata, Lepidosauria, Squamata, Colubridae. The coding region runs from base 140 to 1396 and encodes 418 amino acids. Gene Ontology annotation, molecular function: transcription cis-regulatory region binding; DNA-binding transcription factor activity, RNA polymerase II-specific. The record is from RefSeq and is a predicted model, not a curated record. The transcript has 6 exons.